AUGGCCGUUGCAAUUGGAGCCAUGGAACCAUUUUCGGUUGGAACGACGGAUUGGUCUACGUACUAUGACCGCGUCGAGCAGUACUUCGCUGCCAACAAUGUGGCCGAAGACAGGCAAGUAGCCACCUUCCUGACCCUGAUUGGUGGCUUGACCUACAAACUGUUGGCUGACCUGGUCAGCCCGGACAAACCGAAGGACAAGACGCUGAAGGAGCUGUCCGACGCGCUGGCUGCGCAUUGUGCUCCGAAGCCCUUGGUGAUCGCGGAACGAUACCGUUUCCACAAGCGGGAUCAACGCCAAGGAGAGUCAGUAAAUGCCUACCUCGCGGAGCUCCGACGGUUGGCACGAUUCUGUGAGUUUGGCGAUGUCCUGGAUACCACGCUGCGGGAUCGUUUCGUGUGUGGUAUCAGGAGUCAAGCUCUCUGCAAAGUUCUGUUGGCAGAGAAGGACCUCACUCUGAAGACCGCCAUCGAGAAAGCCAACAGCCUGGAGGUAGCCACUCGCGAUGCAUCCGAGCUCGCGGGCAGUGCCACUGCUGCUGGUGUACACGUUCUGGGCACAUCGCAACAUCGUCGUGCUGGCAGACCAUCGUUCGGAGGUGCGAAGUCCGCGAACUCAGGUCAAUCCCGUACGAGCUAUUCAGCAUGCUUCCGCUGUGGCUCGACGGCACACGGCGCAAGUGAAUGUCCCUUCAAGGCAUAUGAAUGCCGCCACUGCAGGAAGACUGGGCACCUCCGCAAGGUUUGCAAGAAGCGCCUCGCGGAAAGAUCGACAGAUUCAGCGAAACGCUCAAGUGGUAGCAGCGCCUGCCACAGCUUGGCUGUCGAUGUCGCGGACGACGACGAGUUCAAUUCACUUUCUCUUCUAGCCGCAGACGUCCUUCAAGCGCCAGCAGUCGCCACGGAUGAAACGACACCCGCGACCGUGAGGAAGGCACUUUGGAUUGAUGCUAUCGUCAAUGGCCAGUCGGUCCGCAUGCAGGUCGACACUGGAGCUGCGGUGUCAAUCAUUCCGAGUGCGAUUUAUCGAAAGUCGCUGUCUGCCUCGCCUCUCACCGCGAGCAAGCUGAAGUUGCGUACGUACACCGGCGAGCCCGUGCAUCCUCGCGGAACGUUCGUAGCACGCGUGGAAUACUACCAUCAAUCCGCGGAGCUACCACUGCAUGUGGUGGACACGCAGGGGCCAGCGCUCUGUGGCCGGGACCUGCUUGCCCACAUCGCUCUCGACUGGCAGCGCUUGUUCCAGGUCGAGAUGGCGGACGUCCCCUCCGCAACCGUGUCCCCUGGCCAGCAGCAUCCAGGAUCAGCAGGUACGCGUCUUGAGCAGCUCAAGGAGAAAUUCUCCGAUGUGUUCAGCGACGACUUUGGCAAGCUCAAGGACGCCAAGGCUCGUCUCCAGCUGAAGGACGAUGCAAGCCCUCGCUUCCUCAAGGCGCGCCCAUUGCCCUACGCCAUGCGGCCAAAGGUGGAAGCUGAACUGGACAGGCUGGAAGGUCUGGGUAUCGUGAGUAAGGUACAGUGGAGUGAGUGGGCGACACCUAUUGUGCCUGUGAUGAAGCCCAACGGCUCAGUUCGUCUCUGUGGAGAUUUCAAAGCCACAUUGAAUCCACACCUGAAGGUGGACCAGCACCCGCUACCACGCGUGGAAGAUGUCUUCGCCACCCUGGCUGGAGGCCAGCGAUUCACCAAAAUCGACCUAAAGCAGGCAUACCUCCAAAUGGAGAUGGAUGACGCAUCCAAACCACUCCUCACACUCACGACGCACAAGGGCCUGUAUCAGCUCAACCGACUCGGGUUCGGUGUUGCCUCUGCCCCAGCGCUCUGGCAACAGGCUAUCGACCGCAUCUUGAACGGCGUCCCAAGCCAGGCCUGCCUACUGGACGACAUUAUUGUCACCGGCCGCAACGACGAUGACCACCUGGACAAUGUGGAAAGCAUCCUGAGUCGUCUGUCGGACCACGGCCUGAGAGUCAACCCGGCCAAGUGCACGUUCUUUGCAGACCAAGUCGAGUACUGUGGACACAUUGUCAGUCGCCACGGCUUGCGCAAGACUGAUGGCAAGGUCAAGGCUAUCAACGAAGCCCCAGCACCGCAGAACGUGUCCCAGCUACGGAGCUUUCUGGGCAUGGUGUGCUACUACCAGCGCUUCCUCAAAGACUGCUCCACGACCCUGCAUCCACUCAACAACCUGCUCCGGAAGGGUCAGUCUUGGCACUGGACAGCUGAAUGCGCGGCUGCAUUCAAGGCUAUCAAGGCAGCCAUCGCCUCGGAUCAGGUCCUCAUGCACUUUGAUGCCGACCUACCCGUGCAGUUGGCAACCGACGCAUCGCCAUAUGGCCUGGGGGCGGUGCUCUCGCACAUCAUGCCGGAUGGUACGGAAAGGCCGAUUGCCUUCGUGUCACGGUCCCUGACGGACACCGAGAAGCGGUACGCCCAGAUCGAUAAGGAGGCGCUCUCUAUUGUCUGGGGCGUCCGCAAAUUCCACACGUACCUGUUUGGCCGACCGUUUGUCCUGCUGACGGACCAUGAGCCGCUGACAGCCAUCUUCAGUCCUAGCAAGGGAUUGCCAGCCAUGACGACGGCCCGCCUACAGCGGUAUGCUAUCUUCCUAGCAAGCAUGAAUUAUGAGAUCAAGUACCGCAAAUCAGCCGAUCAUGCAAACGCUGACGGCCUGUCACGACUACCGUUGCCACACUCACCACAGGAUGAGAGCCUAGACUGGGCAGACGUGUUCAACAUGGCCCAGAUCGACCCGCUUCCAGUCACGGCAGCUGAAAUUGCGCGUCACACAAACCGUGACCCAGUUCUCGCCAAGGUCCUAACCAGUGUCAGCACCGGACGGGCCCUGUCAACAACCGACGGUGACAUGCAACCGUUUGUACGACGCAAAGAUGAGCUGGGCCUACACCAAGGGUGUGUCAUGUGGGGAAUCCGUGUCGUCAUUCCUUCCCCACUGCGCCGCCGAGUACUGGAGGAGCUGCACAGUGGCCAUCCUGGGCUGGUUCGGAUGAAAGCACUAGCCCGCAGCUUUGUAUGGUGGCCAGGCAUCGACACAGACAUCGAGCAGACCGGCAAGGCCUGCCUUGGCUGUCAGGCACACCAGGCGGCGCCACCGAAGUCACCGCUACAUCCCUGGGAGUGGCCGUCCAAGCCAUGGCAGCGUCUCCACAUUGAUUUUGCCGGGCCGUUCCAAGGGCACAUGUGGCUGAUUGUGGUGGACGCCCACAGUAAGUGGCCAGAAGUGCUCCCAAUGAGCAGCACCACUGCCCCGGCUACCAUACGCCGUCUCCGAGAAGUGUUUGCUCAACAUGGCCUGCCGGACCAGAUCGUGAGUGACAACGGGCCGCAGUUUACUGCCGAUGAGUUCCGCCGUUUCACAGAAACCAACGGCAUAACGCACACGUUCUCAGCACCGUACCACCCAGCGACCAACGGGUUGGCUGAACGAUGUGCGUACAAUGAAGCAGGCGCUCAGGUCCCAUUCUGCCACAGCACCGCUUGA
This is a messenger RNA of Sycon ciliatum, 3501 nucleotides long. RefSeq lists its product as uncharacterized. The record is from RefSeq and is a predicted model, not a curated record. The transcript has a single exon. Gene Ontology annotation, biological process: DNA integration. Gene Ontology annotation, molecular function: nucleic acid binding; zinc ion binding. The coding region runs from base 1 to 3501 and encodes 1166 amino acids. Lineage: Eukaryota; Metazoa; Porifera; Calcarea; Leucosolenida; Sycettidae.